Pristis pectinata (smalltooth sawfish) is the source of this 2501-nucleotide messenger RNA. RefSeq names its product complement C1q subcomponent subunit A-like. NCBI's taxonomy places the organism in Eukaryota, Metazoa, Chordata, Chondrichthyes, Rhinopristiformes, Pristidae. The transcript has 3 exons. The record is from RefSeq and is a predicted model, not a curated record. Bases 484 to 1233 code for a protein of 249 amino acids. Gene Ontology annotation, molecular function: protein binding.
CAGUUUCUAUUCUAUCGAGCAAAUGCCCCUCUCCUCCCCUUUGCUGAUAAUGACUUAACAAUUCCACAAUAAUCAGAGAUUUUUCGAAAAAUUGGUAGAAAUACCAGUCUCUGUGAUGACUGAGAGCAAGCUGAGAAUAAAAGUUUGGAGACAAUGACUGGAUUUAUUGAUUAGAUUUAAAUAACAUUUAAUGAACCAGAAGAAAGAACAGACUAAAAAUCAGACGACAGGAGAAAUAUUUUGUUCUAACUCCCACAGAACAAUAACUCAUUCACUUAACUGACCUCCUUGAGAGAUGACUUGGCAGCCGGAGUCCAUCAACAAGCUACUUGGCGUAGCCUUGCCUUCAUGCUGAAUGGGAUUCUGGAUCAAGUUCUGCAACAAAUGAGUAACCUCCCCUCUCCCUCUCAGCAGAAACAACAGCUUGUUGUGAACACUUCCACCUCUUGUUUCUUUACCGUAAGGACUGCUUCUUAAGACACAAUGAAAUGGGUGGGGCUGCUGCUGCUCAUCCUGCUGACACGAUCUGCUGCUGAUACGAGUGAAUGCCCUGCACCAGAUGGUGAGGACGGUCAACCUGGGAUGCCGGGCACACCUGGCAGAAAUGGCAGGCCCGGAGAUAAAGGCAACACUGGCGACCCAGGCAAGGCCAGCAGCAUCCUUGGUGAGCGAGGAAAGCAGGGACCACCAGGAGAUCCAGGACUGCCGGGAACGCAUGGCCCCAGGGGAUAUGUUGGUCCAAUGGGACCAAAAGGUGAAGUUGGGCCACCUGGGCCAAAGGGACAGAAGGGGCAAUCAGGGUUGGGGGGUGGUCUAGCGGGUAGAGAGAGACCGGCUUUCUCUGCUGCCAGAACCAUCGCCGGUAACCCCAAUCCCGGAUCCCCAGUGAUCUUUGACAAAAACAUUACCAACGAGGGAGGCUGUUUUCAUCUUCAUUCUGGGAAAUUUCUCACUUGUAAAGCAGGCUGGUAUUUCUUCACGUACAAUGUCGUUACUGAAGGGAAACUCUGCAUAAAAAUUAUGAAAAAUAACAGAAAGGAAGCUGGAUUCUGUGACACUGCUGCGAGCAGCGUUUCUGGGGCCAGUUAUCAGAUGAAUUCAGGUGGGACUGUGCUGCGGCUGAAGAAGAACGACCAAGUGUGGCUCCAAACGGUACCAGAUCACAAUAACAUCUUUGGAUCAAAUGAAAUCAACAGUGUCUUUUCUGGUUUCCUUCUCUUUCCAGAUGAAUAAAUGACCACAGAUUAGGAACCCAAGAACCUUUCAUUUAGAUAAUCUGCUCACAUAGUUAAGUGAUAUUUAAUCACCAAAUCCAAACUGAAUCACCAAACUCAGCCUUCUUCCCUAAAUAACAUCAGACUAUUUUGAUAGGGUAAAGAGGAGAAGCACUGACGAACUGUGUGUAAUUAUUUUCAUCAAGUCAAGCAUAGACAUGUCCCAAAAUAACCAAAACACUAAAACAGGUUUCAAUUUCAAGUCAGAAAUGAGGGGUUCAGGUCCCAUGAAACAGAUCUGAGCCCAUCAAACCCACUGACAAUUUAGUGAGAUACUGGGGGAAGACGAAGGUUCAAUUAGUCUCCCAUCGGUUCUCUCAUGUAGUGUGAAACUCUCACAGCAUUGUUCAGAAAGCAGGAGCAUCCUCCCAAGAAACAAGACUGAUAUUUAUCUAUCAGUUUGGGUUACUGAAACUGGUCAUUUGUCCACCUGCUUCUGUGAAUCAUCCAGUGCUCAGAUUCACUGCUGUUUUUCCCAAAUGAUGUAAGUGACAUUAGUUGUAAAGCAGGGAAGCACCUUGGAGUGUCUUAAGGACAAAGAGGAUGGAAUGUAAACAACCUUCCUCUGUGUGCAGUGGAACACCCACAAGCUCAAUGCUUCUCAGUUAGAAGUUUUGGCAAAGCGUACAUCCACUUCCAGAUUGUCAUGGAUAAAAAUUGCAAUUUCUAUUUCAAAACCGAAUUGCUAAUUUUAGCCUUUGAUUUUCUCAAUUAUAUCCAAAAUUUGCAGAGACUCUGUUCCCCAACACUCAGACCCUCAAGUAAACAAAAGAGAUACCACACUCUCACACUUCCCUCCAAUCACAGAAAUACUGACCCCUUCUCCCAGCUCACUUGGAGUCAUACAGCACAGAAACAGAGCCUUCACCUUAUCCUGUUCUUGCCGACCAUCUGCACUAAACCAUUUACCAGAAAAUGGUUUACAGUCUUCCCUGCCUUGGCAAUUCAAGAACUCAUCCAGAUACUUCAUAAAUGUUGUAAGAAUACCUGCCUCCACCCCCCACUUAGGUGUUCCAAAUUCCAACCACCCCUUGGGUGAAAAAAUUCUUCCUCAAACCCCCUCAAACCUUUUACCCCUUAUCCUAAACCUAUGCCUUUUAGUUUUAGACACCUCUGCUUUGAAGAAACAUUUACAACUCUCUACCCCUUUUAUGCUGCUCUGACAUUUGAAUAUUUCUAACAGGCUCCCCACCCAACCUUCUCUGCUCCAAGGAAAACUAACCCUAC